Molecule: messenger RNA, 1401 nt
Organism: Mya arenaria
Lineage: Eukaryota; Metazoa; Mollusca; Bivalvia; Myida; Myidae
Exons: 4
Coding region: 149-589 (146 amino acids)
Source: RefSeq, a predicted model, not a curated record
GAUAUAUUAAAUCAUUAACGUCAUGUCAUCGAUACAAGUUGACAUGAUUGAGUGUUUUCUACGCAGCUAACUUAAUAUUUAAGGAUCCUUUUUGUAAAUUUAUUUUAACGAACGUUUUGGUUUAGUUUGUUUUCAUUAAAAACAAGCAAUGGUGAUCGAUGUGAUAACGAUAAUUUUAACGUGUUUUGUAAUCCACGUGACUACUGGAGGUUUAAAUGGGUGUGGCAGCUCCCUUUUCCAAUACCAGAAACAUGUGCGUAGGGAUUAUGAACGGCCGUCAACUGAGGUGUUUGUUACAGAACAGGGGGUUGAAAUAUGUAAAACCUUGGAUUCUAAGAAGCCUAAAGCGGAAUGUUACAGUGCCAGCUUUGCUGAGUUAAACAUUGAACUUUGUGGCCUGUUUCCAAAACUGUCGGAAUACCGUUCGGCUGUUGACAAAAAUGACCUUCAGGAUAACGGGGAUGAAUGUUGCGGAACGAUUUCAGCAGUUAUUCCGUAUUCCAAUAUUGAACUUCGCAACAUGACUAGCGCCAACGGAGACCCGUGUCGUAUUAUCCAGCUUUACGCAAGAGCGACAUGUGGGCUAUAGAACUGUGAAGUAUGCCAGUUGGUGACCACGAUACAUUAUUUGUACUCCUUCAACUACAUCAAGUGUGCCUUGCAAUUUGAACCGUUUGAAAUUCCAACAUACUGCUCAUGUCAAAGUAAGAAAUAAGAUAAACGUUGGUCCCUGUCCACUUUCACUUCAUAUCCGUAUUAUAUCACGCAUUGCUGCAUCGUUGCUCUAUAUGUCAGACGACGACAUGCAAACAAUAAUAUUCAACGGCAUGAACCGUACUGUAUUUGCUGUAACCAAGUUGAUAUUGAGGAUGAGUACCAUAUUAUGUGUAUAUGUUGUAAUAUAGUUACUAGCCGGAACAAAUACACCAUAAUUAUUAAGUACGCCCCACCCCACGUGUUUAAAUACCACAAACUAUGAAACUGUUAGCUGGUGUGAGUUGAUUUAGCUCUACAAAUCUAUCAGAACAGUUCAUUCUUUGCUUUCAAACGAUUUCUAAUUUCCAAUACUAGAAUGUUGAUUUAAACAUAUUUUAUUGCCUGUUUUCUUUCAACAUGAUUGGUAUUUACAACAAUGAUAUAGAGUAUACAGAAAGCAAAUGGGUUGGACACAAGUUCUAUCAACAAUAGUAACGUCUUUCUCGUACUAGAACGUUAAUUUGUUAAUUUGUUAUAAUCUUACACAUGUUUGUACAACAAUAAAUCCUUUAAGAUACCGGGUUAUAUAUGCUUAUUUUUCGAACAUAUCAAGUUCAUAUUUACACCUUUAUUACAUACACACACUAGUAUUUAUAAUGAUUUCUCAUUAACCAAUUCAUUUUGUGUAAUCAUAGUACAUGUACA